AGAUUUUUCAUAGGUGUUUAGACUGUAAAAUCUUGUGUAUGUUAAAUGCAUAUAGUGAAAAAAUUUGAACCACAAACUGUCAACAAGUAAUUUGUAAUUUUUCCAAUAGAGCAUUAAGGUAACUAACAUAAUUCCUGAUGUCAUAAAGAAUAAAAAAUACCAUAUCUAGCUAGCAAGAGUGUCUCUUACAAAGCAAGAAGAAAACCUACCCCUAUGUGAUCUCUUACUCUAAGCAGGUGUGAAUAAAAGAGGGAUACUGUGGCAAAGUGGAAAAGCAUAAGCUCCUUCUAAUCCCUUCCUGCCAUUUCCUAGCAGUGAAACCCUGUUUUACCUUUGCUCAUACACAGUAUGAAUAGUAAAACCUCUGUGACAAUAUUCCUGUACAAACAAAAGACGAUUAAUGUAUCCACAACACCCAGAGUGGGUCUCAACAAACGGUGGCUGCUAUCGUGUUGCUGCCAAAGCUGCUACUCUGGCUUAUGAGUUUUUAACUUGUUUUCUCUGUUUCUUUUUAGAGAAAUAGCUUAGAGAAGUGAUUUUUUUUUCAUAGUUUGUAAUUGAAUGAGAAAAUAAAAUGAGUUUUUUUGGAUUCCAGCACUGAUUGACCAUGUUGACAUAAUUAAAACUUUCAAAUCCUUGUUCACUGACUGUGAUAGAGUAAUAAUUUAGUUAAAUCACAAGAGCCAACCUGUCCUAUUAUGUUUAGAAGUGAAUAUACCUCCUGCCAGCUGUCCCUCCUUCUCUGCCAUUCUGUAGAGUUAACUCUUUUCCCCACUGACUCCACACUGCACUUCCAACACUGGGGACCUCUCUAUUCAGAUCUUACUUUACUUCUUGGCAGCAUUCAGCAUCGUUGGACCUUAACACCCUUUUCUCCUGACUUCUAUGACAUCAUACCCUUCUGGGUUUCAUGCUGCUUUCAUGACCAUUCCUUUUCUGGCCCUUUUCUCACUGCUCCGAUCCUACUGAUCUCCCAUUCAGACCAGUCUCCCAUACUGUUCUGGCUAGUUUUCAAAUAUGUUGGCAAUACUUAUUUUGGAAGAUGUUAUGUAUUCCUACCUCAGGGUCUUAACACUGACCUUUUCCUCCGCCUGUCUUUUUGUUCCCUUUUUGCUCAUGUCUCACCUUUUGAAUGAUGCUUAUCCUGACCCCUGUUUAAUUUCACUACCGUAGCCACACUCCUGUGCCACGCUCUAGUUUUUCGUUCAUAGCACUUACCACCUUCUAAUGUGCUACGUUAUUUAUUUUGUUUGCACUUGUCUUCUCUGCUAGAAGCUCCCUGAAGACAAAGAUCUGUUUUUCCCACAGAUAUACCAAGCAUAGGACUAGGCACACAGUUGGCAUUGUUGAAGUCACAGAGUCUAUCUGGGGGGUGUGUGUGUGUGUGUAAGUUGCCUCAUUCACUUCCAAGCCUCUUUGUACACCGUAUGCCAGUCAGCCAUAAAUCUUCAUCUCCACCUCUUUCUCCAUUUCAUCUCCACAGUCACUGACUUUUCAUAUAGUGUCUAAUAUAUACAGUCAGAAAAAACAACUUUGCCGCCUUUGCAGUCAUCCUCAGUUUUUCUCUUUCCUUCACUUAACAAUACCCCACCUCCCCUCCAGUCUAUCAUCAGUGAGCCCCGUUGACACUUCCUUCCCUCCAAAACGUAUCCCCAAUCUGCUCACUUCUCUCCAUCUCUGCCACACCUCCCGUCUUUGCCACCAUCAUCUUUCACUCAGACAACUGUGGCAGCCUCUUUGCUUUUCUCCUGCUUGUCCACCCUUGACCCUUUACAAUCCAUUCUCCACACUGGCUAGAUUCAUUUUCUUAAAGUAUAAAAAUGUAAUUCAGAUCCUGUCAGUGUCUUCCAGUGGCUUUCCAUAGCACUUAGAAUAAAAUUCAAAGUUCAUUAUCUGACUUAUAAAUCUAACCCUAGUUGACUUUUCUACUUCUACAACUGUUUUCCUCUCAUCCUACCAUACUCUAGUCACAGAGGCCUUCUUUCAUCUCUUUCAGAUAUGCCAGGCUUAGAGCCUUUAAACUAACUGUCCACUCUCUCUAUCCGGAUUUCUUUUCCCCUUUUUGUGACAUUAAGUCAGUGCUUAACUGUUUCUCCCUCGGGGCUUUUCCUGACAAUCCAUUCACUGAGUCAUUGAACCUGUCUUAGUUCUUUGCAUAACCCUUUUCCACUAUCUCAUGUAGUCUUUUGUUUAUUGAGUUUCAUCCCCCAUGAGAAUGUAUGCUCCAUGAAAGCAUAGACCUUUUUACUGCUGUUGUGUGUAAUACGUAGAACAGUGUCUGGUUCAUAGUUAAUGCUUAGUAGAUAUUUGUGGAAUGAAUGAUUGUGUGAAUGAACAAAGGGAGCAGAUUUUUUUUAAUUACAAAUUUUGUAAUACUUAAGUUAUUAACUAUCUGAUUAACAAUAUCCUUAGGCAGAGUUGGAAAAAAAUGAGUUUUGAUUUUGGGGAAGGGAACACUAAGAAAUAUUUAUUUUUCUAUCUUUUAGCAGAAUGCAGGAAUAGUUACACGCCAUCCCCAUUUUUUUAUUUACGUAGUGAAUAUUUUUAAAAAUUUUUGUAUAAGACCAUUAUUCAGCAGCAAAAUUAUUUCAUGUAUGGCUUUGUUUUUUGUUUUUGUAGCAAGACAUGACAGAUUUUCUUAUAGUCCAAACAUUGUCUAUAGCAAAAGACAGCUUGAAUGCCAAAAUAAUGUUUAAUUAGAUCUAUUCAUUAUCUUGCCACAUGCUAAGUAGGUGCUAAGGAUUUAUCACUGCAGUAGAAGUCACUGGAUCUGUACAUUUAUUUUAUGGAAAUAUGAUUUAAAAUUUACAAUUCUUUUUUGUAAGACAGUAACAAAUUAUUAUGUAAAACUUACACCUCUGCCCAAGACUCUUGCAAAUGUUUGCUCCUAAUUUUGUAGAGAUCUUCCUAACGAUUGAAUAUUUAAAAUUCAAAAGGUUUUUUUUCUUUUUUGGAAAAAUGCCUUCUGUAGAUAUAUCUGGGUGAGAAAGCAAUAAAAUAUAAAUUAAAAUAUUUUAUCAGCAACAUCUAGUGUCAGUACUUCAUGACUGUCAGUGUGUUGUACUAAAAAGUGUCAUUGGUUUGCCCCAAAGAACGAAGUGGUGGCAGUGAUAGCAGCAUCUCUUUCUAACUUGUGGUUUAUUUCUCAUUUUCAAGAUCCUGUUGCCACUGGUUUUUCUUCCCAGUGGUUGGUUAAAAUUCAGAGUUGUUUCAUGAAUACAUGACAGUGUGAUCUUAGGAGCUUGCAGUUGCUCAGAAGCCAACCACACUUAGAAAGUUUGAUGUAAACAUUUGUACUGCAAGAUGCUCUUUGUUGAGAUACCAAGUCCCAGCAAAAAGUAGCAUUAAACCUGAUGACCACAGAUACCAUGGAGGAAAAGCACAUUCUAAGACCUGAGCUUUUUUUCUGAAGCUGUAUGUAACUGAUUCUAUAUUUUAUUCUCUAAGUUAGGUGAAAUCUCAAACUUUUUGAAGAGUCACUAAAAGAGAAUGAAAUCAUGUCAUUUGCAUCAACAUGGAUGGAACUGGAGGUCAUUAAGUGAAAUAAGCCAGGAACGGAAAGACAAAUAGCACAUGUUUGCAUUCUUAAGUGGAAGCUAAAAAAAUGAAUAUCAUGGAGGUCGACAGUAGAAUGAUGACAGUAUAGGGGGAAGGGGAGCUGAAGAAAGGUUAGUUAGUGGGUACAAACAUACAGUUAGAUGGAAGGAAGAAGCUCAAAUGUUAGAUAGCAGAGUAGGGUGACCAUAGUUAGCAACAAUGUAUUAAAUGCAUUUCAGAAUAGCUAGAAGAGAGGACCUAAAAUGUUCCCAACACAGAAAAAUGAUUAGUACUUGAGGUGAUGGAUCCCCCCAAAUAACCUGAGUUGAUCAUUAUAGUUUUCAUGCGGCAACAAAAGUAUCACCUGUCCCCCUUAAAUAUGCAUAAAUAUUAUGUACCAAUAAAAAAAUUUUAAACAUUAAAAAAAUUUUUUUUAAUCCUUUAUCCUUCCAGCUGAAUAGAUUUCAUUUUCAUUCUUCCUGAGAAUAGAAGAUUUAAUGGAAGUUCCAGUAUCUGUAUGCAGGCCUAUGACUAGCUUCACUUCUUGGUGACUAAUACUAGUUGACAAAACAGCAUAUUCUAAACUAAUUGUCUUCAUUAUCCAGUAGCUUUCCUAUUCCUCAUAACAAAUGUUCCAGAUCUUUGAUUACUCACCUCAGAAUGCUUGUCUCACUCCUCUUUUCCUCAUUCCUCGCAGAUCAUACCUUGGAGAAGAAAAUAGAAACUGUCAGCCAUGAAUUUCAUUAGCUUUUUCUUCCUCUUCAAUCCAAAUCUGUCUGUAUCUUCAUUCAUUUUUCUUAACCCUUUCCUUGCUUGCUAUUUCUGCUUUCCAAAACCAAGGAAGGAAUUUUGACAGAAGUGUCCAAGGAAUUCAUUGGGGGAGAAUGAAUGAUUCAGUAAAUGAUGUUAUGAUAAUUAGAUAGAUAGCUAUAUGUAAGCAUAAAAAAUUUUUAAAAACCUUAGGCCCUUGUAAUCAUAUGCACAAAAAUUAAGUGGAUUAUUGAUUUAAAUGUAAAAACAAAAAGUAUAAAACUUUUAGAAAAAAGAUUGUUUGUGACAUUGGGUCUGGCAAACAUUUCUUAGAUGUAAUUAAAGAUUUAUAAAAGAAAAAAUUAGUAAACUAGACUUCAUCAAAAUUUAGAAAUUUUGCUUUAUCUGUAUAGGACACUGAAGAGAAUGAAAAGACAAGUCACAGACUGGGAUAACAUAUAGGCAAAUCACAUAUUUGUCAAAUAACUCAUAGCCAGAAUAUAUAAAGAACUUUUACAACUCAAUAAUAAAAAGACAAACAGCUCAAUUUUUUAAAUGGGGGAAAAUUUUAAAUAUAUUUCACAAGAGAAUAUACUCAAAUAGCCAGUGAGCACAUGAAAAGAUGUUCAGCAUCAUUAAACAUUAGCAGACUGCAAAUUAAAACCACACUGAGGAACCCACUAGAAUGGCUAUAAUCAAAGACUGUCAAUAUCAAGUAUUGCAGAGGAUGUGGAAAAACUCAAACUCUGUUACACUGGUAAUAGAAAUAUAAAAUGUCACAACCACUUUGGGAAGAGAUUGGCAGUUUCUGGAAAAAAUUAAUUGUAAAUUUGACCAAGCAAUUCUACUACUUAAGUAUCUUAAGAAGAAUGAAAACAUGUCCACACAAAGAUUUGUACUAAAAUGUUGAUAGCGUUAUUCAUAAUCACCUAACAGUGCAAAUGUCUGUCAACUACUGUGAAUGGAUAGACAAAAUGUGCUAUCAAUACAGUAAAACUACCCAGCAAUAAAAAAAAAAACAAUUGACUGAUAAAUGGUAUACGAUGACCGAAUUUUAAAACCGUGAUGCUAAGAAGCCAGACACAGAGACUACACAUUGUAUAACUCCAUUUUUGUGAAUUUCCCAGAAAGGCAGAUUAUAGAGACAAAACAAAUCAGCGGUUGCCUAGGGCUGGUGGUGGAUGUGGAGAUUGACUGUAAAUGGGACAUGAGGGAAUUUUUUUGUGGUGGUAGAAAUAUUAUAAACCUGGAUGUGGUAAUAGUUGCACAACUCUGUAAAUUCACUAAAAGUCACUGAACAAUACACUUAACCAUAGGUGGGUUUAAUGAAAUGUGAAUUAUACUGCAAUAAAACUAAAUAAAAGCUGAGUUAGUACCACUUGCCUCGGGUUCAUUACUUUUCAUUCUUAAUUAUUCCCUUCACAGUUACUCCCCACUCUUCCCCUACCUCUUUCCAUAUUUCUUUACUAUUGAAAAUUAUUUUCAGUAGUUUUGCCUCCUGAGUUCACUGCCUUUUAGAUCACAUUUAGACCAUGGGUUUCUAUCACCACAAAAAAAUUCCAAAAUCUGGGUCCAAAUUUCAACUCUAUUCACUUAUCUGUGUGACACAGAAUAAGCCUCUGAGUCUCUGUGUCCAGAUUUGUUUACCAGGUAGAAUAUUAAUAAAAUCUAUUACAUGAGGAUUUGUGAAUAUUAAAUGAAACCAUAUAUUUGAGACAUUCUAUAAGUGCUAGCUGUCAUUCAUCACCUUAAAACAAGACUCAUAAGUUGAAAGGCUGUGAACUGGUGAGCAUCUAGAGGAGUGGCUCUUAAUCAGGGCAAACUCAAACUUUAGGGAGGUUUUACAGACUGGCUCCACUGACGGGUCAGGUUGAAAGGUUUCUGGACCCUGGGAAGUACAUGUGUGUGUUUGUUCUCCAGCUUCGCAGAUGAUUCUGCUAUAACCUAAUGGUAAACAAAACAACAACAGAUUGCAGUGCAAGACUCAGCCCAUAGAAUGUACAAACACCAAUUGUGAACCCUAACAAACUGUGGUCUCUGGGUGAUAACGAUGUGAUAAUGAUAAUUGCCGUACAAGGCUCAUGUAUUCAUUUCCAGUCUUGCUCCUCCCAUUCCCUCCCUUUGGUUAGGUAGCAAAUGGAAGGCAGACACAUUUAAGUCAUGAGCGAGAUCCACCCAUCUCAUGUAUGUACAUGCAGUGGGACAAAUGCACUAACACUGUAUAAAGUCUUCAGAGGAUACUCAGUUGUCAUAGAAAUAAGUUAUAUCUUUGGUUGAGUUUUUAAACAUUCAUUCUCACUGGGGUAGUAUUUGGGAAACAUUAUAUCAGGUUUUACUGGUAGAGAAAGGGUAAAUCAGUAAGUUAAAGAAUAAGUGAUAUAUAAGGAUUUAAAAAAGAAGGCCUCAGGUUUAAGGGAUAUAUGUAAUUACAAGAUGAUCUCAAUUUUAAAUCAGAACACUGAAGUUGGAUGGAUGGGAGACAGGAAAUGCAUGUUCGAGAGCAAUUUAGUGAUAGGGAGGAAUUCAUACAGUGAAUUUGAAAUGAGUAAGUACUAUGCCAGUGUGACUGGAAUUACUGCCUCUUUACCUGUCUUCAUUUACUUGUUUUUGUAUCUAUCUGUUUCUUAGAGUUGACUCCCUCACUCUUCUAUUUUCCAGGGUCUAGAACACUUCUUGCCAUCUGCUCCCAGAUUCCAUCUCAGAAUAAUUAGUUUUUAUCUCUUUCUUUCUUCCCAGUGUUGACAGCCGUCACUUUCUAGUAUUCGCAUUGUCAAUACCACAAGGUCUCCAGUCUCCACACCACCAGUUCCCAGGUCCUCCACUGUGCCACAUCUCAGCCUUGACCUGGCUGUUUCUUCCUCUUUCUCUCUCCUGUCUAGUCUAGAUCCUUAGUAUUCAUCUGGGCAUUUCAGAAAGUUCACCCCUCUCAUAAAGAACUUGCUAAUUGCCUUCCUUAGAAUGCUUCAUCUCUUUCCUGUAAGUUCUCUAGGACACUAAAGCAACUGUCUUUUACUGUAAUACUUAGAUUAGUUACAUGUACUCUUGCCUGGUCAUUCCUAUUAGUUGAACUCUUUAAAAGCAGAGAUAGUUGUACUCAUUUUUGUUCCCAUUGUGCAUUGCAGUGUACUGUAACUCAUAUAUAACAUGUUCUCAAAUAAUAGUUAUAGAUCACAGUUAGAUUUUUUAUUUAUUUCUUUUUAGUGAAGAGUUUUCACUUUCUCAUUUAGGAAUCAUAGAGCUUUCUUUGAGUACUGUAGGUAACUUAUUCUUCCCACAGAACUACCCCCCCAUACAUACAGUACUUAGAGACAGAAAACAUACGCGUAUUGACACAUUUUAAUUUUUGCGACCUUUUGAUAACCUUGUCUCAGGAAGGGCCUUAUCUUAGCUGUUCCCAUGGGAUGCCUAUCUCCUAUGUCUUCUUGCCUUCCCACACCCUACAUGUCAGGAGGCAGGAGGGUAGAGGACUGUGAGGCUACUGUUCUCAAAAAUGAGACAUUUCUAUAGAAGGGUGAUUUACAAUAGGGAAGUAAUAAGAGGUGACCAGGAAGGCUUGGGAAGAAGGGAAAAGCUCUGAUUAGCAUAUGGGCCCAUUUAAAGAUGGGUCAGCCCCAUUCUGUCAGUGACUUGCUAUCCUGAGCGGGGUGCAUGUCAAGUGUUCAGACACUUCCUAUUUUUGCUCAUCUACCCGAGGUGAAAGUGGGAAGUAGAUGUGAAAGAGUCGUCUAGCUGGUUUUAGUGGGGCUGUACUAGAUCUAGAUUUAUGGAGGAAGAUUAAAAUGGAGCAGAGGAAAAAACUUCUUGACCAUAUUUUCAUCAUCCCAAACUAAUGGCCUUUGCAGCAAUUUACUUAACAAACUAGGUGAAUUAUGUAUUUGAUGGCAUAAAUAUGCAUACACAGAAUAUUUGGUUUUUGUGGCAUUUUUGUAAAACCGUUUCUCAAAAAUACAACAUUCUUUAAAGACUUUUUUAUAGGUUUAUCAGUAUUUGUGUGACGUAUAAUUUAUAACUCAAUUAUUUAAUAUGUAAACAACAGAUAAAAAUCCUAUCACCAUAGUUUGAAGAUAGCAAACAUUUUAAUAAAUACAUUGAACAUUUCAGUUUAUUAGUCUUCAUUAAUGUUUCCAAAGGAGAAAUUAAAAUACCACUGCAUAGUUUUCAGAUUGUUUUACUUGGUGAACAGGCAAGAGGACAGAAUAAGAGAUUGAAAAGUGAAAUAAGGGUAGUUUAUAGUUUGUUUAAUUUAUCAAUGGUCCUAUUUACAUUUUGGGAUCACAUCUUGGACGUUUUGCAACUUCCAAUUCAUUCUAGCAUUUUGGGAUUCUUAUGUUGACAUAGUUAAUUCUAUAUUGAAACCUAGGGACUUGUUAUUUAAUAAACUUGUAGAAAUAAUCAUUUCCAGUUAAAUGAACCACAAAAAUUAUGAGGUUAAAAACAAAUCAGUUAUCAUUUAGUAGUUCUGUAUUGUCAGUUAAUGAUCUUUAUUAAAUUUGCAGCUUUCUGAGUUUAUUUGGAAGUAGGUCAUCACAUGCUGAGAUGAAAUACCAAGUCAUUUAAAUUAGAUACUGAGCAUGCUCAUAUGAAGUACUUACUCUUGGAGACUGCGGUGUGGUUCAGUUUUCUUAUAGUGGAAAGAGCAGAAAAGAGAUCACGGUGUGCCCCUUUGUCAUCAUUCUGUCAGAAAGCAUGUAAUUUGUCUUUAGAAACCAGAAGCCUGAGACAAAGAAAAGAACGCAGAUUUUUAGCAAAAGGCUAUUUGCCAUAAUGAAAGGAAAGUGACCUGCAAACAUCCAGUCACAGGACAACCAUCACAGGACAAUUGUAUUUUUGUAGUGAAUGAACAGACUGUUGCAACCAUGACAUCUGAAGAAAAGAAGGAACGACCUAUAAGUUUGAUAAAUGAAGCUUCUAACUAUAAUGUGACUUCAGAUUAUGCAGUGCAUCCAAUGAGCCCUGUAGGCAGAACUUCACGAGCUUCAAAAAAAGUUCAUAAUUUUGGAAAGAGGUCAAAUUCAAUUAAAAGGAAUCCUAAUGCACCCGUGGUCAGACGAGGUUGGCUUUAUAAACAGGACAGUACUGGCAUGAAAUUGUGGAAGAAACGGUGGUUUGUGCUUUCUGACCUUUGCCUCUUUUAUUAUAGAGAUGAGAAAGAAGAGGGUAUCCUGGGAAGCAUACUGUUACCUAGUUUUCAAAUAGCUUUGCUUACCUCUGAAGAUCACAUUAAUCGCAAAUAUGCUUUUAAGGCAGCCCAUCCAAACAUGCGGACCUAUUAUUUCUGCACUGAUACAGGAAAGGAAAUGGAGUUGUGGAUGAAAGCCAUGUUAGAUGCUGCCCUGGUACAGACAGAACCUGUGAAAAGAAUUACCUUUAAUUUCCGAGUGGACAAGAUUACAUCUGAAAAUGCACCAACUAAGGAAAGCAAUAACAUUCCCAACCAUAGAGUUCUAAUUAAACCAGAGAUCCAAAACAAUCAAAAAAACAAGGAAAUGAGCAAAAUUGAAGAAAAAAAGGCAUUAGAAGCUGAAAAAUACGGAUUUCAGAAGGAUGGUCAAGAUAGACCGUUAACAAAAAUUAAUAGUGUAAAGCUGAAUUCUCUGCCAUCUGAAUAUGAGAGUGGGUCAGCAUGCCCUGCUCAAACUGCACACUACAGACCAGUCAACUUGAAUAGUUCAGAGAACAAAAUAGUCAAUGUUAGCCUGGCAGAUCUUAGAGGUGGAAAUCGCCCCAGUACAGGGCCCUUAUACACAGAGGCUGAUCGAGUCAUACAGAGAACAAAUUCAAUGCAGCAGUUGGAACAGUGGAUUAAAAUCCAGAAGGGGAGGGGUCAUGAAGAAGAAACCAGAGGAGUAAUUUCUUACCAAACACUACCAAGAAAUAUGCCAAGCCACAGAGCCCAGAUUAUGGCCCGCUACCCUGAAGGUUAUAGAACACUCCCAAGAAACAGCAAGACAAGGCCUGAAAGUAUCUGCAGUGUAGCCCCUUCCACUCAUGACAAGACGUUAGGACCCGGAGCGGAGGAGAAACGGAGGUCCAUGAGAGAUGACACAAUGUGGCAGCUCUACGAAUGGCAGCAGCGUCAGUUUUAUAAUAAACAGAGCACCCUCCCUCGACACAGUACUUUGAGUAGUCCCAAAACCAUGGUAAAUAUUUCUGACCAGACAAUGCACUCUAUUCCCACAUCACCAUCCCACGGGUCAAUAGCUGCUUAUCAGGGAUACUCCCCUCAACGAACUUACAGAUCGGAAGUGUCUUCACCAAUUCAGAGAGGAGAUGUGACAAUAGACCGCAGACACAGGGCCCAUCACCCUAAGCAUGUCUAUGUGCCUGACAGAAGGUCAGUGCCAGCUGGCCUGACUUUACAGUCUGUUAGUCCCCAGAGCCUCCAAGGGAAAACGCCAGAGGAGCUUACGCUGCUGCUAAUAAAGCUGAGACGGCAGCAAGCCGAACUGAGUAGUAUCCGGGAGCAUACGUUAGCACAGCUCAUGCAGCUAAAGCUUGAGGCCCACAGCCCAAAGAAUGAAAUUCUUUCACAUCAUCUCCAAAGGAACACCAUAUAUUUGGAUCAUCAGAUGAAAGAAAAUGAACCUAUUAUCACCAUGGUUCACACAAUGAUUGAGAACUCGGCGCUAAGACCCCAACUGUACCAGCAAUUCUUAAGACAGAAGAACAAGAUAAGUCUAUAUUGUCUGUCACAAGAUGAAGGUAGAGGCACAUUAUACAAAUACAGACCUGAAGAAGUAGAUAUUGAUGCCAAGUUAAGCCGAUUAUGUGAACAAGAUAAAGUGGUGCAUGCUCUGGAAGAGAAACUUCAGCAACUCCACAAGGAGAAAUAUACGCUUGAGCAAGCUUUGCUGUCAGCCAGCCAAGAGAUAGAAAUGCAUGCAGAUAACCCAGCAGCCAUUCAGACAGUGGUGUUACAAAGGGAUGAUUUACAAAAUGGACUGCUUAGUACGUGUCGAGAACUUUCUCGAGCCACUGCCGAAUUGGAACGAGCGUGGAGAGAAUAUGAUAAGUUAGAAUACGAUGUAACUGUUACCAGGAACCAGAUGCAAGAGCAGCUAGAUCACCUUGGUGAAGUUCAGACGGAAUCAGCAGGAAUUCAGCGUGCACAGAUUCAGAAAGAACUUUGGCGAAUUCAAGAUGUCAUGGAAGGGCUGAGUAAACACAAGCAGCAAAGAGGUACUACAGAAAUAGGUAUGGUAGGAUCAAAGCCUUUCUCAACAGUUAAGUACAAAAGUGAGGAAGAGGAAGUAGUCCCACCUCGUCCUCCACUUCCUCGGUCCUAUGACUUUACAGAGCAGCCUCCCAUAAUCCCCCCUCUGCCCAGUGAUAGCAGCUCCUUGCUCUGUUAUAGCAGGGGCCCAGUUCAUCUGCCUGAAGAAAAGAAGAUGUAUCAAGUUCAAGGAUAUCCAAGAAAUGGAUCUCACUGUGGUCCAGAUUAUAGACUCUACAAGAGUGAACCAGAGUUAACAACAGUGGCAGAAGUUGAUGAAUCUAAUGGAGAAGAAAAAUCAGAACCUGUUUCAGAGAUAGAAACUUCAGUUGUUAAAGGUUCCCACUUUCCUGUUGGAGUAGUCCCUCCAAGAACAAAAUCACCAACACCCGAAUCUUCGACAAUAGCUUCAUAUGUAACCUUGAGGAAAACGAAGAAGAUGAUGGAUCUAAGAACGGAAAGACCAAGAAGUGCGGUGGAACAGCUCUGUUUGGCUGAAAGUACUCGACCUAGGAUGACGGUGGAAGAGCAAAUGGAAAGAAUAAGAAGACAUCAACAAGCGUGCCUGAGGGAAAAGAAAAAAGGAUUAAAUGUUAUUGGUGCUUCAGACCAGUCACCCUUACAAAGCCCUUCAAAUUUAAGGGAUAAUCCAUUUAGGACUACUCAGACUCGAAGGAAGGAUGAUAACGUUAAGGAACUGGACAUUGUCAUUAGAGAAAAUGAUGUAAAGCCAGACCGUGAAACUCCCACAGCAGAAAUUGUUCAACUCAAAGAAACUGAACCCCAAAAUGUGGACUUCAGCAAAGAGUUAAAAAAAACUGAAAACAUUUCAUAUGAAAUGCUUUUUGAACCUGAGCCAAAUGGAGUAAAUUCUGUGGAAAUGAUGGAUAAAGAAAGAAACAAAGAAAAAAUGCCUGAGGAUGUUACAUUCAGCCCUCAAGAUGAAACACAGAUCACAAAUCAUAAACCAGAAGACCAUCCUGAAGAAAAUACAAAGAACAAUGCUGACGAACAGGAAGAAACUGUUAUUUCUUACGAAUCAACUCCUGAGGUUUCUAGAGGAAAUCAAACAAUGGCAGUGAAAAGUCUGUCCCCAUCUCCUGAGUCCUCGGCAUCACCAGUUCCGUCCACUCAGCCGCAGCUCACAGAAGGCUCACAUUUCAUGUGUGUGUAGUCCCAGAAGAACUAUACUGACUUCUGUUGAAACCAUUCAAAGCUAAAGACAUGGACCUUCAGCAGUGUAAGAAGAUAUUGUACAGUAUAUUUUAAAUCUAUGAAAUUCAUAGUUCUGAUGCUUUUGGUCACAGAGCAUCAUUUUAUCACUUCUGGAAAAUGUUUAUUCCAAAACAGCUUUAAUGGCCCAUAUGUACACUCCGUAAUCUCAAGGUUAUUAUUCUGACACCAGCUUGCUGCUAUGAUUUCAGAGCACAUAAGUAAAGGUGCUUUUUAAUGUGCAGUCUAUUGCCAGAGCUUACUUAGUUGCUGAUUUCCAGAUUUCGAUGUUUCUGAAGUCUAGGUGAAUUUAUAUAUUUUUUUUUGCUUUUCAUUUUCUUAAGUUAGUUAUUAUUUCCAAUGAAGCUUGUUUUCUUUUUUUUUUUUUUUUUCCUUCCCAUUUUGGCUACUGCAGUGCUUUUGUUUCACACUUGAUUUGUAAAAAUUUUAUAUAUAUAUAUAUAUAUUUAAAAUGUGCCAUUUUAUUGCUAAGUGAAGUAUGUCCUGUUUUCUGCUAUAAUUCUUUCUCAGUCAGAUUGCAAUGUCAGCAGUUACUGCCACACUCCUGUCAGCUUAAACACAAAUGUUACCGCUUAUCUUUUCUUAAAAAAAAAAAAAAAAAACAAAGUGUAGGUAUUUUGAAGUACUGGGCUUAUAUUUCAUUGGAAUACAUGUGUACAGCAAUAAGCAGGUUUUCAAAUCCAGUACUUAGUUUGUGUACAAAUGUAAUUAUGUUCAUUGUGUAUAUAUUAUACAAUGAGCACAUGUAAUGUAUUAAAGGCUACUUACUAUUGUUUAAAUGCAAAUGUUCAUAUCUCAUUUCUUUUUUAUCAUGUUAAAUAAAUGUUGAUGUUCUUAAA
Messenger RNA from Chlorocebus sabaeus (green monkey), 13572 nucleotides. NCBI's taxonomy places the organism in Eukaryota, Metazoa, Chordata, Mammalia, Primates, Cercopithecidae. The record is from RefSeq and is a predicted model, not a curated record.